CACCGUCUUAAACUUCAUGUUCUUCUUCUAUAUUGUGCCUGCGAGGCUCCAUGGCUCGCCCCUGACCCUGCAACUUCUGAACACGGUAUCAGGUGGUCAUCAAAGGAGGAGGAAGAGGCAAAAGAGAGAACCACGGAGGUUCAAAAGUAAUCAGGUGAUCGAGAGGAAGGAAAAGAAUACAGAUGGCCGACGUCUGGAAAUCCAAGGUUCUUCCGAGGAUUCGAAGGUUUUUGGUGGCGGCAGCAGUAAGAAGGUUGCUGCUGCCGAGGUUGUCAAGUCCUUCGAUGAAUCAAAGGAGGAGAUCAGCAAGGAGUCUAAAGAGAAGAAGUCCGAACUCCGGCCAAAAGUUACAGAGAUCUAUGAAGCUUCUCCUGCUCAAAUCAAGGCUUUGGUGAAGAAUCCUACGGAGUCUGAUCUGAAGAGGAACUCAGCGGCCAUCAAGAAGUUUCUUGAGGAACUAGUAAAGAUUGAGUUCCGGGGCUCGAAGCCUGUCAGCGAGGCCGCCGCCAAGUACGGUCCGGCGGACGUCUCCGGUCCCAUCACGUUCAUGUUCGAGAAAGUCUCCGGCCUUCUCCCGGCAGAAGAGCCCUCAUCCGCCGCCGUCGAGAGUACCUGCAAGGAGGCGACGGCGGAGGCCGCGGAGGAGGUCAAGAAAGAAGAGGCUGAGAAGGUGGAGGAGAACCCUGCUCCUCCUCUUCCUGCCACCGAUACCCCCGCCCCAACCGAGCCUGCGUCGGUACCGGCGCCGGCACAGGAACCUGCAAAGGAUUAAGCUGCUGCUCUCCUUGUCACUCCAUGCAUUGUAGACCGACGACGACAACAGCAUCAUAGUUCCGUGUCUACGUGAUUUAUUAUUCAAGUCUGUGUGUGGUUAAUUAUAUGGGUAUAUGCCCAUGAGUGUUUCUGCUCUCA
This is a messenger RNA of Musa acuminata AAA Group (dessert banana), 912 nucleotides long. Its product is annotated as plasma membrane-associated cation-binding protein 1-like. The transcript is spliced from 5 exons. Gene Ontology annotation, cellular component: plasma membrane. NCBI's taxonomy places the organism in Eukaryota, Viridiplantae, Streptophyta, Magnoliopsida, Zingiberales, Musaceae. The record is from RefSeq and is a predicted model, not a curated record. The coding region runs from base 17 to 772 and encodes 251 amino acids.